Molecule: messenger RNA, 729 nt
Organism: Diplodia corticola
Lineage: Eukaryota; Fungi; Ascomycota; Dothideomycetes; Botryosphaeriales; Botryosphaeriaceae
Product: glycerol-3-phosphate phosphatase
Exons: 4
Coding region: 1-729 (242 amino acids)
Molecular function (GO): sugar-phosphatase activity; beta-phosphoglucomutase activity
Source: RefSeq, a predicted model, not a curated record
AUGCCGCACAUCCAGGAGGAACCCAGGUUUUCGGCACCGGCUGAGGUCCACCCUUUCGUCGGAGUUCUCUCUGACAUGGACGGGAGCCUCAUUGACUCCACAGAGGCUAUAGUCAAACACUGGCACAAGAUCGGAAAGCAGCUCGGUGUGGACCCGAACACUAUCUUGGCAACGUCUCACGGACGUCGCUCGAUAGACGUGCUCAAGCUCUACGAUCCGAGCUUGGCAACCUGGGAGUAUGUGUGCCAUGUUGAGGGGCUCAUCCCGAAGGAAUUUGGCCGAGACGCCGUGGAGAUCCCGGGGGCUCGCGCGUUCCUCGACAGACUCGAAGAGGUAGGGGCUCGUUGGGCUAUUGUGACUUCCGGUACCCGGCCCCUCGUGACUGGCUGGCUCGACGUCAUGAAGCUCGCGCACCCCAAGAACCUGGUUUGCGCCGAAAUGGUUGAGAACGGUAAACCCGAUCCUGCGUGCUACCUGCUUGGCCACUCAAUGCUGGGACUGCCCUCGGGCGAACCUGUGCUGGUGGUCGAGGACGCUCCGUCUGGCGUGCUGGCCGGAAAAGCUGCUGGUUUCAAGGUGGUGGCACUGGCAACAACGCACACUGUUGAUCAGCUGAAGGAAGCCGGUGCGGACUGGAUCGUGCGCGAUAUGCGAAGUGUCACGCUCAAGGCGUACGACAACGAGAGCGGCCGAAUCAGCAUUGAAAUCUCCGACGCCUUGCAAGAAUAG